This is a messenger RNA of Argentina anserina (silverweed cinquefoil), 787 nucleotides long. Its product is annotated as CASP-like protein 1B1. The transcript is spliced from 3 exons. The coding region runs from base 12 to 584 and encodes 190 amino acids. The record is from RefSeq and is a predicted model, not a curated record. NCBI's taxonomy places the organism in Eukaryota, Viridiplantae, Streptophyta, Magnoliopsida, Rosales, Rosaceae.
CAGUUCUAACAAUGGCGCUAGAAGAUGGAGAGAAACCAGGGUCUAGUUGCUUGGUGGUGAUGAGAAAGCCAAAGGAUUGUACCAUUCUGUUGCUGAGAGUGGUUGCCUUCUUGGCCACGCUUUCCGCAACUCUUGUAAUGGCACUUAACAAAGAAACCAAGACCUUGGUUGUUGCUACUAUUGGUACUACUCCAGUAAAAGCCACUCUCACAGCCAAGUUUCAACACAAUCCAGCAAAUGUGUACUUUGUUGUAGCUAAUGGAAUGGCCAGCCUUCACAACUUGCUGAUGAUAAUAGUGCAGAUUUUCGGUGACAAGUUCAAGGACAAGGGUCUUCGCCUUGUGAUGAUGGCCAUUUUAGACAUGAUGACUGUGGCGCUGGCAUCUUCUGGUGAUGGUGCAGCUACCUUCAUGGCACAGCUAGGGAAGAAAGGAAACUCCCACGCUCAAUGGAACAAAAUCUGUGACAAGUUUGGCAAGUUCUGCGACCAUGGUGGUGGUGCUCUCAUUGCUUCUUAUAUUGGGCUGCUUCUCUUGGUGGUUAUCACAGUGUUGUCCAUCAUCAAGCUACUGAAAACGAAAUAGAGCAUUCCGAUGCUAUAGUCCCUUUUCAUGAAAACUUGUUGAUUGAUUUGUGUUUUGAUGUUUGAUAUAUUUAUGUGUUUGUUGUUCUGGAGUGAUAUCCACAAACGCACAAUCACAGAAGAAGGUGGUUAUUACUUGUUCAAUGUGUAGGAUGAAGUCAUGACAUGAACUUGUGUAAUACUGGUAAAAAUGUUACAUACAAU